Messenger RNA from Daldinia decipiens, 1132 nucleotides. RefSeq names its product phosphoglycerate mutase-like protein. The transcript has 3 exons. Gene Ontology annotation, molecular function: fructose-2,6-bisphosphate 2-phosphatase activity. Lineage: Eukaryota; Fungi; Ascomycota; Sordariomycetes; Xylariales; Hypoxylaceae. Gene Ontology annotation, biological process: fructose 1,6-bisphosphate metabolic process; negative regulation of glycolytic process; regulation of pentose-phosphate shunt. Bases 71 to 955 code for a protein of 294 amino acids. The record is from RefSeq and is a predicted model, not a curated record. Gene Ontology annotation, cellular component: cytosol.
UCAAGUUAUUUCCUAACAACAAAUCUAGCAAUCUUUUCACUCGCAAACCUGUAGAAGAUGAUGUGCCGCAAUGCGCAUCUUGCUAAUCAGGCAUGGCGAGUCUGUGGACAAUGUAGCUGGUCUCUACGCAGGCUCCCGUGAUUCACCCUUAACAAAUCAUGGUGUUUUGCAAAUAAAGAGAUUGGGUGCUCGCCUCGCGAAGUGUUGCGAAACUACUGCCCCAAUCAAGUACAUAUUCACUUCCAAUCUUCGAAGAGCCUAUGAGACUGCCGGCGCUAUAUCCAAAGCUAUUGCUGACGCCCGAGACCCUUUAAACGGCAAUGCAUCAGACACUUGUGCUCCUCUGGAAGUCACACAGCUGUCCGAGUUACGAGAGAAGGACUAUGGGUCAUCUGAGGGCAAGAAAUAUAGAAGUCUCAAUAGUCUGAUUCAAGCGGACUCGGAAACUCCUGAGUCCAUGAGAAUCAGAAUUGAUCGAUUUCUAGAUUCCCACUUAACCCCAAUCGUUGAUACACAUGUGUCCGACAAGAUCACAGUUGCUAUAGUAGCACAUGGCAUUAUCCUCAAUGUUCUGUUGAAUGGAUUGCUUAAACGCUUUCCUAACCCAGACGAUUCUGCAACGCGCAACGGAAACCGUGACAGCCGGUCGGAGUCUGCGGCAUGGAGUAACACCGGUGUACUUCAGGCUAGGCUUGAAAUGGCCAAUAUUGUAUCGAACCCGGAUUGCCCGAAUGAUGCCGUGUCUUCCGUCAGCUCAGUGGCUCCAGCAGACGAUUCGAACCUGUAUGGACGGACGAUACGCCUAACCGUUGAAUUUAUCAACAAUGUUGACCACCUCGAGGGUCUGAAAAAGACGAGAGGUGGCAUUGGUAGCACCAGAUUUGACUCACGUCAGAGGACUAUGGACUCGUUCUUCGGCCCUGCCUCAAAAAAGCGUAAGCUUGGAGACUCGUAGUCUACUAGUUUAACAAAUCUCCUUUAGAACCCAUCUAGGUUUCUAUGAUCAUGAUACGCUUCUCAAAGAUCAGGGAGCAGUGCCGUAGUACACCUCACUACUAUAGAGUACUAACUGGCUACUGGUACCUUGGAUACGAAUUUUGUCGUGAUCCUAACUUCAUUGAAGAAUAAGACA